AUGUUCUCCAGAAUCGCCAGAAUCUCCUCCGCCAAGCAAUUGACCAAGUCGGCUCAGUUCAGACUCUACUCCUUCAAGGCUUCUGAGCAGCCACGUAUCAGAAUCGGCUCUGUGGCUCCAGACUGGACUGCUGAGACCACCAAAGGAAAGAUUUCUUUCCACGACUUUGUCGAGUCCAGCAAGAAGUGGGUUGUGCUUUUCUCCCACCCAGCUGAUUUCACUCCAGUUUGCACCACUGAGCUCGGCGCUUUCUCCAAGUUGGCCCCAGAGUUUGCCAAGAGAAACGUCACCUUGUUGGGUCUCUCUACUGAGGAUGUAGACAGCCACAAUGCUUGGAUCAAGGAUAUCGAGGAUGUCACUGGCGGUCCGUUCUCCUUCCCAAUCAUUGCUGACCCAAAGAAGGAGAUUGCUUUCAAGUACGACAUGGUCUCUGAGGAGGACUUCCAGAAGCUUUCUAACCAAAUGGUGCCUACUGUCAGAUCUGUGUUUGUCAUUGACCCAUCCAAGAAGGUGAGAUUGAUCAUGACUUACCCAGCCUCCACUGGUAGAAACUCUGCCGAGGUCUUGAGAGUCAUUGACUCGUUGCAGUUGGCUGACAAGAAGGGUGUUGUGACUCCAAUUGACUGGACUGCUGGUGAGGAUGUGAUCAUCCCACCAACUGUGUCCGAUGCCGAUGCUAAGGCCAAGUUUGGAGAGUUUGUCACCAUCAAGCCAUACUUGAGAACCACCAAGGCUCCACAGUAA
Messenger RNA from Australozyma saopauloensis, 744 nucleotides. RefSeq names its product peroxiredoxin. The coding region runs from base 1 to 744 and encodes 247 amino acids. The transcript has a single exon. The record is from RefSeq and is a predicted model, not a curated record. Gene Ontology annotation, cellular component: cytosol; mitochondrion. Gene Ontology annotation, molecular function: thioredoxin peroxidase activity. NCBI's taxonomy places the organism in Eukaryota, Fungi, Ascomycota, Pichiomycetes, Serinales, Metschnikowiaceae. Gene Ontology annotation, biological process: cell redox homeostasis; cellular oxidant detoxification; cellular response to oxidative stress.